Messenger RNA from Rattus norvegicus (Norway rat), 15882 nucleotides. Lineage: Eukaryota; Metazoa; Chordata; Mammalia; Rodentia; Muridae. The record is from RefSeq and is a predicted model, not a curated record.
CCGUUUUUAUUCAAACCACCCCAGAUGUGCUUUCCUGCUGAGUAUGUGGAACACACAUGCAAUUCCAGUAUUCAAGAGUCGAGACACAAGAAUCUGGAGUUCAAGGUCAACUUAAACUAUGGAACAAAAAUAAAUAAAUAAAUAAAUAAAUAAAUAAAUAAAUAAAUAGGCUUUCUGACCUGAGUCCUCUGGAAGAGCAGCCAGGGCUCUUAAUCACUGGACCAUCUCUCUAUCUCCUUAUCUUGAUUUUCUGCCUCAGUUUCUCCAGUUCUGGAAUUAUGAUCAUGAACUGCCACACCUAUUAAAGUCAGUAUUCUUUUUAGGGUUUCUAUUGCUGCAAUUAAACACCAUGGUCCCCCUCCUUCUCCAAAAAGCAAGGAUUUACUUGGCUCGCAUUUUCACAUCAUAGUGCAUCACUGAAGGAAGCCAGGACAGGAACUCAAACAUGGCAGGAACCUGCAGGCAGGAGCUGAUUCAGAGGCCAUGGAAGGUACUGUUUACUGGCUUGCUCCUCGUAGCUUGCUAGGCCUGCUUUCUCAUAAAAUCCAGGACCACCAGCUCAGGGAAGGCACCACUCAUAAUGAACUGGGCCCUCCCUAUCAACCACUAACUAAAACACGCUUUACAGGCCUGCCCACAGCCCAGUCUUAGGGAGGCAUUUUCUUAAUAGAGGUUCCCUCUUCUCAGACGACUCUAGCUUGUUUCAAGUUGACAUAAAGCCAGCCAGCACAGUAUUAUCUCAAGUUUACACUUGAGGAAACUGAGAUCCCAAAAACUGAAGUUCACUACGCUGCUAUGUUCAUGUGCCCAUACCAUGGAGCAGGGUCUAGACUCUUUGCCUCUUAUCCCACACAGCGUGCCUGGAUUUUCAGCUCAUGGUCUAUUUACCCUCCAAAUCCACUCAAGGCCAGUGGGGCCAGGUGAAACUCUGUCAUCUCCGUUUCUGAGUGACUACCUGAAGAGCUAGUAGCCUACUGCUCUUCUUAUUCAGAUCCCAUAACAUAUGUUUUUAAACAGCAAGUCUGGUGCCAGCAAUGAUUAAAGUUCUAAAAUCAGUGUUCUGUGCUGGAUUUGGGUCACACCGGUAGUAAUUUACAAAAAUCGACCCGUGGACAGCAGGAAUGAUGUAAAAAUUUGUAAUUAUAAUAUACGCGAUUCAGCUAAAUGAUUUAAGGAACCAGUGAGUCUGGGUAGGUCCUCACAAUAAAAAAAAGAGGUGGGGCAGUGGUGGCUAUGCCUUUAGUCCUAGCACUUAGGAGGCAGAGGCAGGCAGAUUGCUGAGUUUGAGGCUAGCCUGGUCUACAGAGUGAGUUUUAGGAAAGACAGACAGACAGAGAAACCCUGCCUCAAAAAAAAAAAAAAAAACAAAAAAACAAAAAAACAAAAAAAAAACCAACCAACCAAACAAACAAACAAAAAACACAGAGAGAGGGUGUGUUUUCUCCUUUACUCUUCCUCCUUUCAGCAGAGCCUAGAUUUUGAUCAGAUAAUGUAUCCCCAUGUCAGCAGUGUGUUCUGUAUAAUCCCAUCCUAGCCAUCGUAUUCUUCUGAUCAUUGGUUGGUUUAACAUGGACAUCUCUGGCCACAUGGGGAAAAAUUUUGCUGGGAUGGUUUCUAGGAAGUGCCCUCCAUCAACCCUCUAGUCUUAAAGAAGGGUGGAGCAUAUAUAUGUAUGUUGUGCCACUAGUCAGUCUCCUGCCUCCAACCCUUACCUGCUCACUGCCAAGGCAUUAAAAACAAAAAAAUUAUACCAUGGUAUAUGACAACACAUUUGAAACUAAGCAUCGAAUUCAGAUAGUGACGGGCCAGUUGCUGUAGUCCAAGGGUGAGAGGAUUGAACCAAGAGUAAGCUAAGGAUAUUGGGAAGUGACUAAGCAGGUCCUCAUAGGAGUUAAUCACAUGAGGGGCCAGUCAGGGCCCAGACAGAAAUCCACAGGGCCUAGCGGGAGAGCUGGAGCUCAGGGUGCAGCUGCAGCACAGGGGAAUAGCCAAGAAGCAGAGGAGAUGAAAGGAAGGCAGUUCUUGUGUUCACUGAAAAAAGGGAAAGGAAGGAGUCUUUUCCAGAGGCAGUGAUGGGAAAGGUGCCCAAGGAAAAGUCCACUGCUUUGUGGACUGUGAAUGUAAGCAAAUGCAAUAUAUUACAUAUACAUACAUACUUAUACUGACACACACAUAUACAUCACAUACAUCAUAUACAUAUAUUUACAUUGUAUACACAUAUACCUAUACACACAUAUACAUACACACAUACACAGAUAUACAUAUAUGUCACAUAUAUGUACACAUCAUAUACAUAUACACCUAUGUGCACAUACACAUAUACAUACACACAUGUAAGAGUUCCAAUUUUUGUUUAUUGAAGAAUGUUAAUGAUAUUAUGAAGAAUAGUGGUUAGAGUACUUGCUGCUCUUGCAGAGGACCUGCGUUAGGUUCACAGCACAUGCAUCACCAUCUAGAACCAUCUAGAACUCCAGUUCAAAAAUUCAGUGCUCUCUUCUGUCCUCCAAAGGCACCAGGCAUACAUGGGGUGCACAUACAUAGGUGGACAAAAUACAUACACAUGUAAAAUAAAAAAAUUAAAAAUCAGUAUCCUCAAACUUUUAUACAGAAAUAUAAAUUUUCAAUUGAAAAAUCCCACCAUUCAAUUGGCAGCCAUACCCCGGCACAUCUCAAAUAGGCCUGCAUGGGGGCUGCGUACUCCCGUUGCCUGCUGCUGGCAAUGGGGGCUGGAGAUGAGGCUUAGUCUUUGUGCUUGCUCAGGCUCUACUGGUGCUAGAGUUGGAGUGACACAAGAGCAUUAGCGUGGCUCCUGUGUGAGGACGGCAUACAGAUGUGUGAAAUGAUCUACAUUAAAGAAAAAAAAGUCUCCAUAAGAGAAUGUUGCAACUCUUUAAUACAUUUUUUUUUUAAGAAAAAAAAUUAUGCACAGUACAAUACUGUGUGCCUGAAUCCCAGCACUCAGAGUUGGGAGUUCAAGGCCAAAGUAGGCUACAUAGUAAGACAUCAUCUCAAAAACAACUCAAAAUGAAACGAUAGAAUUAUGACCUGUGGGGACAACACACACACACACACACACACACACACACACACACACACACACACACACACACACACACGUUCAGAAAUACCCCUGAGAAUUCGUGAAACAUAUCAACACAGAAAGCAGUAAUUGCUUCUGUUGUGUAGUGAUUUAAACAUUGCUUUUGUCUUCAUCUGAAGCAAUGACACAUCUCCAAACAAAGUGAAAAAGAGCUACAGUAAGAGAGUAUGUGUCCCGCCACUCUGAGCCCCAGAAUCUUGUCUUCUUCCUCAGUGCCAAGUAGAGUUUCCGGUUCUGAAAGGAAUAGUGUGUGCCUUCACAAUUAGACCUUGUUACAUUACAUCGGGUAAUUUGUUGUGUGACAAAUGACCCAACAUUUCACUGGUGCCAAACAACAAGCAUUACUUUAAAGCCUCGUAUUCCCCCUGCCUCAGAACUGGGCUGGCUCUAGUGGGGACUUCCUGAGACAGGCUGGUGGCAGGCUACCAGCUGGUGCAAGUCCUCUGUAGCUCUGCUGAGCCCCCUGCUGGCAGGACAAAUCUCCUCACAGGUUAUUGGACAGGCUGAUUCAUUUGGUCCCUGGUUUUUGGCCUGAGCCUUCCUUCAGAGUUUUGCCACAUGGGCCUCUCAAUGGGAGCCCGGGAACUGGAUGCAUUAGAGCAAACAUGGGAACUGGACGCAUUAGAGAGAGCGCGCGCUCUUGGAACGGCAGCCUGUCAGUGUUAUAAUCUGACAGAGACCAGUUGAAGCAUCCGUUGAAGGGAAGGGACUCAAAUGAGGGGCUGACCUAGCUUGGAGGCCGUCAGAGGCCACCUGCCACGCUUGUACUGUAUUUUUAAUCUACACAUGCAUUUAAAAAAAAAAACACACACUGACGCGCGUUUCUGUGCCAUGCCUCCUUCCUUAUUUUCCCCCAUGAAGCUGCACAAGCCCCAUGUGGUUCGAGAGGCUCCCCCUCAUUCCAACACUGACGUGGCAUCUCAAGCCCACAUUACAUAGCAUUCUUAGGGUGUGUGGCUGUACUUGAAAGACCCAUAUUGGCAGACUCAGGGAUACUUGGGGUUGUUGUUGGCCACACACUGGCUUCUCAGCAUGUGUAUUACAUUUUAAUAGCUACAGCCAAAUUGCCAUCAGGGGAGAUUGAACUAAACUACACCCCAAAGCAAGGACUGUCUGCUUUAUCCACAGCAUCAUGAUACUUCUCCGUGUCUAUGGAGAAGUGCUAGUUAACUGUUCCAUCGCUAGACUCUCCCAGAGGUUAAAAACCAUUUUGUACCUUGAAUUGAAAUGGAAUUGGUUGUUCCAUGCCUCCAGGAACGUACAGGGAAUAUUUGCUCCUUGUGAACUGUUCCUGUGGCCUCCAGCCUUGAUCUCUUCUGUCCCUCACUUACAGAGGAGUCACUUUUUGCAUGCCUGGUCACACUGAUUCUUCUAAACAUACUUCCAAGGUGAAAAAUCAAAAGUGUGGAGUGGGAGGACUCCCACAGUACCAGUCUUUCUAUGGGUCCCCACACGAGGAUAGUAGGACGUCCUUUGCUGGAGAGAUGGCUCUGUGGUUAAGAGCACUGGCUGCCCUGCCAGAGGACCCAGGUUCAAUUCCCAGAAUCCAUAUUGGGUAACUCACAGGAGACUGAACUCCACAGACCUGUGUGGGCAUGCACAUAUCCACACACAGGUACAUGGGAUUGAAGAGAAAGUACUUUUUUUUUAUUUAAGAAAAGGAACGUUAAAAUGAUAAAUUCUAUUAUGUGUCUUCACUACAGUCAAAUUUUAUCUUACCAUUCCCAGUAGCAUCUCCAAAUGUACAGAAAAAAUGUCUACUGCUUGUCAGAUACCUGUUUUUCAUACAAUCUGUGGAUAAUUUUGGAUUACCACGUCUUUCUUUUUUUUUUUUUUUUUUUUUUUUUCUUUUCUUUUUUUUCCGGAGCUGGGGAUUGAACCUAGGGCCUUGCGCUUGCUAGGCAAGUGCUCUACCGCCGAGCUAAAUCCCCAACCCCUUUUUAUGUGUAGCCCAGGCUGGCCUCGAACUCGUGAUCCUCCUGCCUCUGCCUCCUUCAGCAAAUCCUACCGGUGUGCGCCACCACAACCGGCACGUCUUUCUUUUCUUAAACACUUGUUCAUUCCAAAAAGAACUCUUGGAUAUGUUUAUACUACGAAGGACUGCUUUGCUGGACUAGUAGUUACUUGAAAAUGUUAUCACUGUAUACCUGAGUGAGAAAAUAAGCUAUCUGUAUAAAUAAAAAUUGGGGGACUGUUUCAAAGGUUAUAACGCUUGCUGUUUAUGCAUGAGACCCUGAGUUUGGGUUUCUAAGCACCCACAGAAAAAGCCAGCUGCAGUGGCAUGAAUUCAUAACUUAAGUGCUGGGGGGGAGGUGCAGAGUCAGGCAGAGAGGAGGAGGCUUGCUGGCCAGACUCUCUGAAAAGGUAACCUUUAAGGUCCUGUGUUCAACUCCUAUGGUGGACGGAAGUCUCUUGAAUAAAGUAUCAAUUAAGCAGCACAGUGGGUUUUGGCUUUGAUUUUUCAAAGCCUACUUUAAUAAGGGUUCUUAAACACUUCAACCUCCCUCCUAGCCUACCACCUGCCAGAGGUAGUGGAAAAGAAAGUUUACUAGGAAACGGGGAUUGUGGACCUGCUUAGAAAUAGUUCUUUGGGGUUAUUCCAAUCUUCGUUGUCAGCAGUUCAGUCCUCUAGCAAAACACCACUUCCAAAUCAGGAACUGAUGUUCCAACCAGAAGAAACCCAGAGACUCCCGCCGGUCGGCCUGAGUCCAUGGAAGUGACAGGAAGCUGCUGGAAUGUCAUUAGAAGUUCUUUGGCGAGCUAAUCUUUACCAGAUCAUGACAAAGAUCAGCAACACAAUACAAGAUGAACCGAUGAGGAUCAUCAGCAAAGACUAGCGAGGCAGACAUCACCGACCUUUCUCCUGUCUGCUUCAGCAAAACAUCCUUUCACUUGUCUGCCCUAGUAAAACACAUGACAUAACUGAAUUUCCAAAGAAACCCGAAAUUUCUACUUCAGUAAGCAAGGGCUUUACUAAUUGAGCUACACUGUCAGCCUGGAACAAUUAUACAUUCAAGGUCACUUUCAAUAUAAGAUUCCACAACCAUUUUUAAAAAUUUCUUUUCAUAUAUAUGCUUGUCCAUUCAUGUCCAGGUAACCUGAAGAACGUGUCAGAGCUUCUGUAGUUGGAGUUACAGGUGGUUGGGGGUUGGGAGCCACUUGAACAGGGGUGCUGGUAUUUAAAUUGCUGUUCUUUAGGGGAAAAAAAGACCUCAUGGGGAUACUGUGGAACAGGCCAUUUGAGUUCUUAAUCAGGCUCCGGAUUCAAAAGAAAGCUUGCUCAAGGUCAGUCUGGAACCAGGCCAGAAAAUGGAGAGGCAUCCUAGAUAGAGGUAGUUGAAAGUAAAGCCUUAUGGAAUGUGUCAGUACAACCAGUUAUGCAGGUCACCAUAAAACAUCAAGCUGACCAGGCGUAGGGUGGGGAUGGGAAUGAGUUCACACAGGAUGCUCAGGUAACUGGUGUGGUUGUCAGUUAGAAUUUUAGCCUCAGGAUGCAGAAUGUUUUAAGUUAAGCUCUGAUAGGCAUGUGGCAGGGUAGGUUUCAAGAUCUUUUUUUAACUCAUUGUUGGAACCCUGCUGUUUUUAAUAUAUAAAAGCCUCCACCGUGUUGUGACUUGCAGAGACAGACAUAAGGCUGUACAGUGUAAAACUUGGGAAAAAGGAGAUUGCAAAGUAACCCUGUGUGUAAAUGCUGCUGAAGAAAGGAACAGUAGGGGAGGGAGCUGGAAGCAAUCAUGAACUUUGAGUGUAGGAGUAGAGUGAGCAGACGGAGACACAGAAGCAGUAUGUUUACCAUACAGAAGUUGAAGUUUAGUUUUCGAUUGAUGGGGGUAGAGUGAAGGAGGUCGGAGGAUCAGGGAAUUUCCAGGGGUCUACAUUGCUGAACUCUCUAAAAAGGUCAAUAAAGUUUGGUGGCAGGCGCUGAGGUAUAUACAAGGCUAGCAGGGGUAGAAGCAAUAAUAACAGGAAUCCAAUGAUCAGAAAGUAAUGGUUGUUAUACAUGAAAGUACACUAGAAUACUGUCGUGUCCUCUAGCCCAAAUGCAUUCAUUUCCAUUCUCAAAUCCUGUCACACUUCUCCAAUUCUGAGCCUCUUCUCUCAGACUGACCCUCAUCUGUAAUUGAAAUCUAGGUGGUGGCACACACAUUUAAUCCCAGCAGUUGGAAGGCAGAUCUUCAAGUUUGAGGCCGACCUAGUCUUCAGCUCAGGACAGCCAGGGGUGGGUGGGUGGGUGGGUUGGGGAGGUGGGUGGGUGGGUGCUAUGUCUGGAAAAAACCAAAACCAGACCAUCUCCUGCUCCUGUUCCCCUCCAAUAAACAAAAAGCUGAGGUGUAGUGGCCCAAGACUUAUCUCCAGGACCUGAGGCAGGAGAAUCAGCAGUUCAAAGCCAUCUUCUGCUACACGUUUGCAACUACACUUCAAAGAAACAGGCACUAGCAGCCAGAAGCCUCAGAGGGAAAAAGGCGCUUGCCAAGCAAACCUGCCAACCUCAUUUCAAUCCCCGGAUCCCACCAACUCCUUCAAGUUGUCCUUUAAUCUCCACAGUUGCUAGGGCGUGCCUGCACUGCACAAUAACAAUAAACAAUACACAAAUGAUCGAUUUAGACCAGAGUCUAUAUUACGACCCCUCUCCCCCAAGUCUCCGCAGGUACCAUGCUCAGAUGUCCUAAACGCUUUUUAUCCGAUUACUCUGGUUUUUCUAAACUCUGCAGUCAAUGCUCACCAUUUUUAACGUGAGCAGACAGCAAAUUUGCCUUCCCACCAAGGUCUGCUCCCGAGGUGUCGUGACGCAAACAAGUGUCUCGACCGUCAGACUUAUUAGCUGAGCUGAGACGCCCGGCUCACGUGGCUACUGCAGUUCUUUUAAAAGAGCAUCUUCCUUUCCCCCUCAGGAAGUAGAACACGCUCGCAUCUAACAAGGGUUGGCUCUAGGAAGAGAGUGACCGAAUUAUCAGUUGAUGGCCUUGAAAGUCGGGUCAAGGAGAGUUCCUAAAUUCCGCAGGCGCGUGACGUGACUAGACGCCGCAAUUCACCGGAAGACCAGAGGGAUGGGCGGGGCGCGUGAAGCGACUUGACGCGGAAGUCACGCGGCCCGGCGCCUCUGAGUUCUCUAUUUCGGCAUUCGGCUACUGGGCCUGGCAGGCUUCUGGCGCGCUCCGCUGAUAUCUGUUCUUUCGGUGCUCGACUCACCCGCGCUGCUGCCUCCGCUGAAGGAGGAGCAAAGCUCAAGAUGGCCGACAAAACGCCAGGCGGAUCUCAGAAGGCCAGUUCAAAGAGCCGAUCAUCGGAUGUUCAUUCAUCUGGAUCUUCAGAUGCUCAUAUGGACGCAUCUGGACCCUCAGAUAGCGAUAUGCCAAGUCGAACACGACCUAAAAGCCCAAGAAAACACAAUUAUAGGAAUGAAAGUGGCCGUGAAAGCCUUUGCGAUUCUCCUCAUCAGAAUCUCUCAAGACCUCUUCUAGAAAACAAGCUUAAAGCAUUCAGUAUUGGAAAAAUGAGCACAGCAAAGCGAACUCUAAGUAAGAAGGAACAAGAGGAACUGAAGAAAAAGGAGGAUGAAAAGGCAGCUGCUGAAAUUUAUGAGGAAUUUCUUGCUGCUUUUGAAGGAAGUGAUGGUAAUAAGGUGAAAACGUUUGUUCGAGGCGGGGUUGUUAAUGCAGCUAAAGAUGAACAUGAAACAGAUGAAAAAAGAGGUAAAAUCUAUAAGCCAUCUUCAAGGUUUGCAGAUCAAAAGAAUCCUCCAAAUCAGUCAUCCAAUGAAAGGCCACCAUCUCUUCUUGUGAUAGAGACGAAAAAGCCUCCACUGAAGAAAGGGGAGAAGGAAAAGAAAAAAAGCAAUUUGGAACUUUUCAAAGAAGAACUAAAACAAAUUCAGGAAGAACGUGAUGAGAGACAUAAAACAAAAGGCAGGUUAAGUCGGUUUGAGCCUCCUCAGUCAGACUCUGAUGGUCAGCGACGUUCCAUGGAUGUGCCUUCAAGAAGAAAUAGAUCGUCUGUUCUUGAUGAUUAUGCACCGGGCUCACAUGAUGUAGGAGAUCCCAGCACUACAAACUUAUACCUCGGAAACAUUAAUCCACAGAUGAAUGAAGAAAUGCUGUGCCAAGAAUUUGGAAGAUUUGGACCAUUAGCUAGUGUAAAAAUUAUGUGGCCUAGAACUGAUGAAGAAAGAGCACGAGAAAGAAAUUGUGGCUUUGUGGCUUUUAUGAAUAGAAGAGAUGCUGAGAGAGCUCUAAAAAAUUUAAAUGGAAAAAUGAUUAUGUCUUUUGAAAUGAAGUUAGGUUGGGGUAAAGCUGUACCUAUUCCUCCACACCCAAUAUACAUUCCGCCUUCUAUGAUGGAACACACACUUCCCCCACCUCCAUCCGGACUGCCUUUUAAUGCGCAGCCUAGAGAGCGAUUAAAAAACCCCAAUGCUCCCAUGUUACCACCACCUAAAAACAAGGAGGAUUUUGAGAAGACUCUGUCGCAAGCCAUAGUCAAAGUGGUUAUCCCAACAGAAAGGAAUUUACUCGCCCUGAUACACCGAAUGAUAGAAUUUGUUGUACGUGAAGGGCCAAUGUUUGAAGCUAUGAUUAUGAACAGAGAAAUCAACAAUCCUAUGUUCAGGUUCUUAUUUGAAAACCAGACACCAGCCCACGUUUACUACAGGUGGAAGCUUUAUUCUAUUCUGCAGGGAGAUUCUCCGACAAAAUGGCGGACAGAAGAUUUUCGGAUGUUCAAAAAUGGAUCCUUUUGGAGGCCACCACCAUUAAAUCCAUACCUUCAUGGGAUGUCAGAGGAGCAGGAGACAGAAGCGUUUGUAGAAGAGCCUAGUAAAAAGGGAGCACUCAAGGAAGAACAGCGGGAUAAAUUAGAAGAAAUCUUGCGAGGAUUAACUCCAAGGAAAAAUGAUAUUGGAGAUGCCAUGGUUUUCUGUCUUAAUAAUGCUGAAGCUGCUGAAGAAAUAGUGGACUGCAUUACUGAGUCACUGUCUAUCUUAAAGACCCCGCUUCCCAAGAAGAUUGCCAGAUUAUAUUUGGUUUCUGAUGUUUUAUAUAACUCUUCAGCCAAAGUUGCCAAUGCUUCAUAUUAUAGGAAAUUUUUUGAAACAAAGCUAUGUCAGAUAUUUUCAGACCUCAAUGCUACUUAUCGUACAAUUCAAGGCCAUUUACAAUCUGAAAAUUUUAAGCAACGGGUAAUGACCUGCUUCAGAGCAUGGGAAGAUUGGGCAAUUUAUCCAGAACCAUUUUUGAUCAAACUUCAGAAUAUUUUCUUAGGACUUGUAAAUAUCAUUGAAGAAAAGGAAACAGAGGAUGUGCCAGAUGAUCUUGACGGUGCUCCCAUUGAGGAAGAGCUUGAUGGUGCUCCUCUGGAAGAUGUGGAUGGAAUUCCCAUUGAUGCUACUCCCAUCGAUGAUCUUGAUGGCGUCCCUAUAAAAAGUCUCGAUGAUGAUCUGGAUGGAGUGCCUUUGGAUGCAGCUGAAGACUCAAAGAAGAAUGAACCCAUAUUUAAAGUUGCCCCAUCAAAGUGGGAGGCUGUAGAUGAAUCUGAGUUGGAAGCACAAGCGGUGACAACUUCCAAGUGGGAGUUAUUUGACCAGCAUGAAGAAUCAGAAGAAGAAGAAAACCAAAAUCAGGAAGAAGAGAGUGAAGAUGAAGAAGACACCCAGAGUUCCAAGUCGGAAGAGCAUCAUUUAUAUUCUAACCCAGUCAGAGAAGAGAUGACUGAGUCUAAGUUCUCUAAGUACUCCGAAAUGAGUGAGGAGAAACGAGCUAAGCUCCGUGAAAUUGAGCUAAAAGUUAUGAAGUUUCAAGAUGAAUUGGAAUCUGGAAAGAGACCAAAAAAACCCGGCCAAAGCUUCCAGGAGCAAGUAGAACACUACAGAGAUAAACUGCUGCAGCGAGAGAAGGAGAAAGAAUUAGAAAGAGAACGAGAAAGAGACAAAAAAGAUAAAGAAAAAUUGGAAUCUCGAUCCAAAGACAAGAAGGAAAAGGAUGAAUGUACUCCAACGAGAAAAGAGAGGAAGAGACGACAUAGCACCUCCCCCAGCCCAUCUCGAAGUAGCAGUGGUCGACGAGUGAAAUCCCCAUCACCCAAAUCAGAGCGGUCCGAACGGUCAGAAAGGUCUCAUAAAGAAAGCUCUCGGUCCAGGUCCUCUCACAAAGACUCCCCUAGAGAUGCUAGCAAAAAAGCCAAAAGGUCACCGUCUGGUUCAAGGACACCUAAAAGGUCUAGGCGGUCCCGGUCUAGGUCCCCGAAGAAGUCAGGGAAGAAAUCCAGAUCUCAGUCCCGGUCUCCACACAGGUCUCAUAAAAAGUCAAAGAAAAACAAACACUGACAUAUAUUUUUAAGAUGCUGUCACUUAUUGGAAAUGCAAGUUUGUUUUGUGCCUGAAUGGUUUUUUUUUUUGUUUUGUUUUUUUAAUAAAAAAAAAAAACCAUACACACAAAAACAAGAAAAAUUCUAAUGAAAGAGCAUUCCUGGGUUUGUUUGUUUGUUUGUUUGUGAAUGCAUGUGUAAACUCAUGAGUAACUGCACCUGUAGACCUGUCAUUGUUUUAUAUUGUAUAAAUUACUUUUGUUGUGGCUGUUUUCUCAAGAUGAAAUUUUUAUUGUGCUAAUGAAUUUCAUCAGAAAUGUGUACAACGGAUCUGCUGGCAGUAGUAGUAUUUUGUUUUAGGAUGUUGUGACUUAGACACAUAAUACAGAUGUCUUCCCCCCCUUUUGUAGCUUUGACAAUUUGAAUUAGAUUUCAAAUAAAAUCUGAACAGAAAACUAUAAUGUUGUUUUUUUGCCCAGUUGGUGACACCAAGUCCCUUAAAGACCUACUAAGUGAAUUUGGCACCAUUGCUGUUUCUUAUCCCUAGUGCACUUUACAAACUCCAGUGUUCAAGUAGCUAGUGUUUUAUAGUUACUAAAGUGACUUCCAAAAGUUAAGGGACCCAGCACUCCUGUUUGGUAGGUUUUGCUUAUCCAUUUCUGGAAAAAGGGUUUCAAACCCAGAGAUGAGAGGGCUCGAGUGAGAGGGUACGGUGUGCAUCUGUUACUGUAGUGCCUGGUUCAAACGCCCUUUCUCAAAGAAGCAAUGUGACUUCAAAACACUCAGCCCAUCUUCAGAGCAAUUAAUGUAUUUAGGGUUAAUUUAAUUUUUAUCUUCUAUCAUGAAACAAGUUUAUUUAUAAAAGGUUUUAUAAAAACAGUUUACCAUAGAAUUCUUUUGUAUAAUAGUUGCUUUUUUAUAAUUGUCUGUAGGUUAUCUUUAAAACACUGGUAUCAUGAUAUUUGUACAAAUUUGUUUGAAACAGCUUUUUGAUUUGAAGGAUUUGGUUUGGAGUACAGCUUUAAAUAAAAAUUGAAAAAAUUAAAUGGUUUUCAGGUAAUUUUAACACUCAAUGAUUUAUAAAUUUAAGUAAAAAGUUGACUUAAGUCAGAGUUGAAUUCUAACAGGAAGAACUUGGCAGUGGCCUGGGGAAGCAAUAGGAAACCUUGUGAAUGUCGAUCCCAGCCCCGCAGAGAGUAUAGUGUAAAGGAGGUGUGGACUUGAGCCGGCCUCAGGGUCUGUCAGUUUUGCUUUCAGGUUUGCAUCUAGGUACUAUGUGCAGUGUUUUGUGUUUUUUUCGGUAAUAAUGGAUUGUUCGGAUUUAACUUAUUCUUUUAAAAUCGUUUCACCUUGUUUACUUAAUCUUGCCCAAUCACAAAAUAAGGCGUCUUCUCCCCGUGAUUUGGGGAGUAGUCAUAUCAGCUGUACAUAGAGUAAGGCAUGUCUUUUCCUUCUCCAACACAUCUACAGCAGCUUUCGAGAUGAGCCAGUCACACUGCUUUACAUCGUGGUUCUUAGCAUGAAAAUAUUCAGUCCUUUGUUUACCUCCUCUAUUAGGAAAUGCUAAUUCCUUAAAGUUGCUCAGAAUAAUUAAUGUGAACAUUUGGUGCUGAUCCUUAAAGAUCUAUAUAAAUACAGCCAUUACAAGCAGAACACAUUUUCCUCCUGUGUUCAUUGUCUGGGAGAAUGGCAUUUUAUAUCUUUCUUUUAAGAAAAAUAGUGUCCAAUUGCCGUUAGUUGUGGUUUCCUCAUUCCCUGAGUUUUUAGGUAGACAAAGAAAUAAUUGGUCAGAAAGUGGUUUUCUUUUUUUCAGGCAAGUUACGAAGGGUAGUUACUUUUCUCUCUUGAUUACAACAUUUUAGCUUGGUUUUGGGUGUUUAUUUGUAGUGUUUUCUACUUCAUUAGAUCCAUGUUGUAGCUAUUAUAGUUAAUUUUGGAAUGGAUAAAACCGGCUUUCUUUUGGGUAGGCAGACAGUUACUUGACCUGAUAGAAUGAAUUUUGGAGUUCUUUAAUGUAUAUAUUAGGUUGCGUUGGAUUUUGUUUUCUUGAAUUGUAAAUAGCAUUAACUAGAUUAUUUCCCAUUUUUCUUUAUGAGGAACCAUCUAGAAUAAGCUGUUAAAAUUCACAGUGGAUUCAUACACUUGUUAUCCCAGCAUUGAGGCUACGUGACUAUAUGCUCAGGAGUUGAGACCACCUUGGGCAGCAGAGAGAUCCUGUCUCAUAAACAGGGAUCAGAAAUGGGUCUUACAAGAAGGAAGCUGUUCUACAUAUUUUUAAUUAUAGCUUAGUUUUCAUAUCUAAAGAACACUUAGCAUAAUUUCUGUGAGUUAAAUAUUCAUAAAUGAUCUGAGAGUUAUAGGAAAGAUGGUAACCGCUAUGUACCGCACAGCUGUUGGCCUCUACUAACCACGUGUGUGAGGAGAUGCUCUGUUCAUCACAGCGUUCCUCACACAGGGAUUCCCUACCACCCGAUGCCAUUGCACUUCUCUCUACAUGGGGUAGAAGUGACAUGUUGGCUGCUUUCUUACCAAAGAGAGAGACCUGAGACUAACAAGGAUUGUGAGGGUAGUUUUUGUAUUUUCGUUUUCCUGGGAGUCAGCAUGUGGGGGAUUCUCACUGUGGUGAGCUAGAGGUUAAGGGACUAGUGAGGCACAAAGCCAUGAUCCCAAAGGAUCCUUUUAUUUGGUUCACAGUAUUUUUGGCUUUUUUUUUUGCUAAAUUUUGCAGAAAUUUCUUUCUCUAUGCUGACCUAAUUUUCUUCAUUGAGACCAUUCCUAUGAGAACUGUAUUCUAGUUAAAGAGUGUUGGGAGAAAUACUUGCUUCUGACCUCUGUGUUUUUCCCAUUCUUUAAUAUUCUUGAGUGCUUGAAAAAUACCUUAAAAGAAAUUCUGUUCAUGAUCAAAUAUAGGUUUAUUAGAAAUACCCUAUACACUUUUGCCUUGACGGUGGUAUAAGUUCUGAGAAGUUGCAUGAUCAUGAAAAUAGUUGAUUAUGGUUAAAAAUAAAUAGAUAAACCUGUUGCCAGAAUGAGUUAACCUAUUAUGACCACAGCUGUGUGAUUUCUUUAGCAGAGAAAGUCGUCUUCAAAAAUCAACUACCGCUUUUCUAACACUGCAUUUUCAAAAUAAGCUAGUGUUUGUUGUUUUCUCUUCUGACUUGUAGUGGGCAAGCCUACAAAGACUUGAAUGCAGGUAUUCGUGAAGACAGAAUAAGUUUAAAGGGUCUUGUGAUGAAAAGCUCACAUUUAACAAAAUGUUUAGGGUUUUCACACUUUCACGUGCAUGUUUUGGAAUAGAUUUUAGGGAGUGUUUAUCAUCAUUUUGGACUUUUUCCUGUUUUUGUUACCAACUUCCUAAGAUUUAGCUAAUAGAAGAAGACAAAUCCCAGGGAAGUGUAGUGGUAGAGUAAGGGGUGGGAAUGUGCUGCUGUUCAAAGUGAGCCUUGUUCCAUUGUUCAAAUGUCGAUGCCUCCUGUAUCCAGUACCACCUCCUGCAGUUCUAAUGUAAAUGGUAUGUGUAUAUGUAUAGUUUUGUAGAGAAAACGUCCUCGUUCACUUUCAUAUGUAAUUGUGCUUAGAGUAUCAGCGGUUUUUAUCCUUUUUACUUCAGGCUCUUGUAUGUUGAGUCUCUGAAAUAGCAGAGAAGACAGAUUUGUAGAAUGGCUCAGCCGAAGUGCCCUGCAGUGGGACAGAUGCCAUGGAAGGCUAGUGGGCUGCCUUCUGGAUGAGACUGGCACCGUAUCGUUCUCUACGGAAAGAUCAGUUGCAAGCAAAGUGUGUAGAAUUCACUUGUUUUUCUUUUAACUUUUAAUUACUUAAAUAAAAUCCAUUGUUUCAUAGUAAAUGUAGACUGCGUAUGGAAUUUUCUGUGUAGUUUUCUAACGGGAAUUCUAUGUGGCCAUCUAGCUUUCAGCAGUUUCCUCCCAUGCAGACUGGUGAUGGGAGGAGCUUUGUCUGUUCGCUGUAGCAACAGAGCCACUAUGUUUUACGCACUUAAACUCUCACCAGAUAGUUUCAUGAUAGGUGAUUCCCUACUAAUUAGGAAAUUUCACACCCUUAUUUUCUUUGUUAAGGAAGUCUGUUCUGUUUAUGUCACCGAGGAAAACAACAAUGGCUAUCUCACCACCAACCUAUAAAUAUCAGCUCGUUAUUAUACCUGUUUUGUUUUUAAACAUAACAUGGCGUCAUCACACUAAAACCUCCGGGUUCCUUUUUAAGGUUUUGUUUAUUUUUAGUUGUGAUAAAAUGCUCUUGACAGGAUUUACCAUCUGAAGCAUUUUUGACUGUACCAUUUGCUGGUGUUAGGUGUGCUCACAUUGUUGUGUGACCAACCUCUAUAACGCUUUCAUUGCAAAACUGACACUGUACCUGAGUCCCCUCUCCUCUGCCUGCCCUGUAGCCACGGUCUACUUUGUUGCUGUUUGGCUAAUCUAGAAAGUGAAAUAUAAACAUCAUUUAAUUAAAAUUCUUUACCGUUUGUACAA